Messenger RNA from Sipha flava (yellow sugarcane aphid), 1515 nucleotides. RefSeq lists its product as uncharacterized. The coding region runs from base 113 to 748 and encodes 211 amino acids. The record is from RefSeq and is a predicted model, not a curated record. The transcript is spliced from 2 exons. NCBI's taxonomy places the organism in Eukaryota, Metazoa, Arthropoda, Insecta, Hemiptera, Aphididae.
CGUUAUCGAGGUGAACGUCCGACGUAGCGACUUCAGGUUGUUCAACGUCGUCGUAGUCGGUCACCGAGGACCGCGUCCUGGAGUCGUCGUCAACCGUAGUGGACGGUAUGGGAUGUACACCGCUUCAUCGUCGGAAAGCGUCGCGGUAGCCGAAUUCUCAUCGCCCACGUCGGUAGUUAAACACCACGUGACCGUGGUACCGACAACCGUGGCCGGCUCCGUGUUGGUAGAAGCGUCGACGAAACGAACGACGGCGCGGUCGCGGUCGGCCGAGAGCAAGCCGGUCCUCUCCGAGUUCCGCCGCCCGAAUCGCACAACCCUCGUGCAGGACCAUUGGCGUUCGGAUGAGAUUUACGAAAAUAUCAACAGGAGCGCAAAUAAAAACCUUCAACGUCAAUGCGUGCAUAUAUGGUCGAGGCCGACCGCGGUGGUUUCCGCCAUUGUAGCCACCACCGCCGUACGAGGAUUGAGGUCCUGGGUAUUGUCGUCAGGGCCCGAUCAUCAUGUUGUGCUGCCAGGGACCAACAUCGCGAUUCCUUCCACCGCCUUUCGAUCCCCAAGACGUGUCCUGGCGUUGGUUGCGCUGUUGCAACGGCCUGGCGAUGGUUUUGAUCAUGUCCGACCGGUUGACGGGCGACACGUGCACCAGGUUCGAGCCCAUGUAACACUGGUCCUUAACCAGAGCCAUGUGCAUCUGGUGCACGCUGCCGAACUCGCAGCACGGACGCGUGGGCGAAGAACCGUGUGAUGUCCGCAGUGGUCACCCACGUUGGCAACCCGUGCACGAACAUGCAGUCAAAACGGAUGCCGGGCGGGGCAACGUCCGAUCUGAUGGGCGGCUGCGCGAAAGACACUAGUUAUGGUUAUAGUGGCGACCGCCGCCGCCAGUGGUGGCGUCCUCCACGGGAAACCGUCCGGUUCCGCCGCUAACGGGGUGUGCUCUCCUUAUGGUCGGGUUUUUGUUGCCGUUACGCUAGUAAGGAUGAGGCCCAUGUUGCUGCAGCUGCUACAUUUGGUACCCAUAGAUCUGCGUUAUUUGCAUUAUCUGCUGUCGCGCAGUUUCGAUGAAUGUCGCAUCUCGUUGUCCGAGCUCAACAACAGCUUGAUCUGUACCUCCUUGAUAUAACCACAGUCAGUAAGCAUAGUCUGGCUAACAUCCUCAUCAAUACUGUUAAAUAAUUGGAGGUAACCAUAAGAAAAUGUAAAAAAAAAAAACAGAAUUUCCAAUCACCGAAUUAAUUUCCAAAUUAUUAUUUACCUAAAAGAAAUGAAAGCAUCGCCUUUUUGUCCGACGACGAUGUAAACUUCACCAUCGGGUAUUGUCAGUCCUUUGAAAUAUUGUCUUAUGUCUGCGGCAUUGGCUGACACUCAUGAUUUUGCCUAAAUAAAUACAUUUGUUUGGUUAAAAUAUAUUAGAAAUAUAUUUAUAAAAUAUAUUAGCAUUUUUCACUGUGGACCGCGUGAUAAAAUAAUUAUAAUUUAUCGGUUUGUUUAUGUGGAAGAUAAGAUUGUAAA